CGUGGGCCGCUGAAAUUUAGCAUAAUUCCCCUAUAUCUUUGAGCAGAAUGUCCCUUAUCAUAAUACUUCGGUGGUAGUGGCGACCGUGGAGGAUGGCACCCCUCACAUCUUGUCUUCCGCUUUGGGAACCUUCCAAAGCACCUUCUGACUCUACCACCGAGAUCGAAGUGCGAACUGAAAAGAUUGAGGAUUAUAGAGCCGGAUAUCCCCGCUACACUGCUCUCAUCUCGUCGCAUUCCAACUUUUUUGUGUUUAGACGGUUUGAUAAGCUUCGAGCGAGACUUCUUCUCUUAAAGCAAGACCGGCUAUCUGUACUCGAAAAACGUCUGGACGAUGUUGAUCACUCUGAAACGGCUCCGAUCUUCCUUGGAAGGAGCCGGUGUGAUAGAAAUGCUGAGAGAGCAUCUAUUUUGCGGGAAAUUGACGAUGGCCUCGCCGAUUAUGAUCGGUUUGUGGAGCGAAGCAAUCGUGUAAUGAGCUUUGGCUCUGCUCAGAUGAGAGAUGUCGGCAGUCUACAAAAUUGGUUGAAUAGUAGUGGCUGCCUGGACAGAGAGGAAGGGGCCUAUCUCACACACCAUCGAGACUUGUUUGCCCUAUCUCCGAUGGGUGAUGAUGCGGUGUUGACAUUCGAGUCAUGGGUAGAAGACAAACUCAUCCGUUUUCACACCGGGUUCCGAAAGAGUCGAUUUCAUGAUGUCUCGACGGAUGAAGACGUCUUCAUAUAUUCGGGCUCAUUGAUCAAAAGAAUAGCCAAGGGUUUGUUAGUAUUGCUGAUAUCAUUUAUCCUUAUGAUACCAAUCAUCAUUUGCAACGUCAUCGGCUCCGUUGCGAUCAGAGUUUUUGUUGUUAUGGCAUGCACGAUAUGCUAUCUUCUCAUUCUGUCUGAAUUGACGAAAUCAAAAACGAUGGAAUUAAUUGUUGCUGGCACAACAUAUGCUACUGUCCUCAUCGUCUUUGUCUCAGGCACGAGUGGGAUAUAGAGCUGGAGUAUUCUCAAAAUUGGAGACAAAUUGUAGGAGCGGGUACCGUCAAUCUGUGUGCGGGACCUCCGACUACCCAGCUGCUUUAGUCUCAUGAUAUUAUUUGAUUGAGUGAAUUAUACCGUGAUCUUUGACGGAACCUGGACAUUCUCAGCCGCCUCGUGGCCGCCCUAAUUCGGCUGGAAACGAUACCACGCAGCCGGUGAGGAGGGAGCGGAUGCCACACCA
Messenger RNA from Ilyonectria robusta, 1208 nucleotides. RefSeq lists its product as uncharacterized. The transcript is spliced from 5 exons. NCBI's taxonomy places the organism in Eukaryota, Fungi, Ascomycota, Sordariomycetes, Hypocreales, Nectriaceae. The record is from RefSeq and is a predicted model, not a curated record. Bases 93 to 980 code for a protein of 295 amino acids.